AACUUCUGCAUAUGGACAUAGAUAUUAUUUAAUCGUGCAUUUUUUACCAGUUUCUGUGCUACUGACCCUCAGGUCUACCUGUGUAGGCUACAGUUGCUCUCACCUGCGGUGACGUAAACUCGCACAGAUUGGGGACUUCGGGCGCGGUGCGUCUGGGGAGGAAGUUGAGAAACCUAUGGUGAGUGGUAAACCUACUCAAGCCUGUUCUGUGUGACAGAAAAGACGGGACUGUUUAAACGUUUAGGCUAUCUAAAGCAUAGCCUGCGUAAAGCCAUUGGGAAUAUGUUCCCGCUAUGGGUUCUUUCUGAUCAACUAGACGAGAUCUGCUGUUGACGGUGCCGUCCUUCUGUUUGGGAAGGCUGUGAGGAGCGCGUGAGAGACCGUGCCCUUUCCUCCACACAUCUGUCUCAACACGCCCGGCCUGCAGAGCCGAGCCUCUCUCUAGCCUGGGGCGCCAGCGGAGACAUCAAACGCCCUGCUCCGGGAGGGCCCGCCAGCCCAUAGGGAACUGUGUCAGUACCAGAACACAGCCUGCAGGGAACCACGUCAGUACCAGAACACAGCCCACAGAGAACUGGAUCAGUACCAGAACACAGCCCACAAGGAACUAGAUCAGUACCAGAGCACAACCCACAAGAACUGGGACAGUACCAGAACACAGCCCACAGAGACACAGCUCAGGCUCAUUUGUGUAUGCCUGAGAAGAAUCCACACUAGAAUCUAGAAUCUCAGCAGUGCUAGAACGUGGACCAGGUUCUAUCAGAACAGCCAGCGCUAUGUCCAACAGGCUCUCAGACGGUUCCUCGGGGGACUCGGCCCCCCUGAUGCUGGAACAACGCUUCAGCUCCGACCUCCAACUGAACACACACCCGCGCUCGCCCGACACAGACACACACACACGCACGCCCAACACACACCCACGCACGCCCGACGCAGACUCACAGACGGACGCGCGCGCCCAGGUGGUGCUCAGUACGCAGAGUGAGGUGGCACACAGACUGGGCAGCGCCCAGCUCUUCCCCAAGAGCCUGGCGCACUCCAGCCGGCCCAAGAUGCGCCACCACACCACGGUGGUCACGCUGCCCGUCAGCGUGCUGGACACGCACAAGGCCAAGUGUGUGUCGCACGUGCCCGACCUGUCCUGGGAGGACUACGACAGCGACGGGGACGGCUACGCGCUGCGCCGCAACCGUAGGAACAAGUCGUACCGCGCCGCCGUCACCAGCCUGAGUGCUGACGCCAUGGCGAUGGGGCGCAGUGGAGCGAGCACGCUCAGACCGGUGGGAGAGGAGAGGGAGAGGGAGAGGGCGCCGAGUCCACAGCCGGCCACACACAGACCAGCACGCAAGAGAACCUUUGGGAGGAAGAGGAACCAGAAGCACGGAGGGUCUUUUAAAGAUCAACCACGGCUCUACCAGGAGAUCCGGGAGCGAGGUUUGCAGAACACGGACGAGGACUUCACCCAGACGGAACCUCCGCAGGAGGACCAGGGCAUCGUGGUGACCUACCGGCCCGCCCACAUGACCUGGAGCCAGCUGCCUCAGGUGAAGGACACAGGCAUCCUGCAGCUCAUCUCCCCUGAGGAGCGCAAACGUCAGGAGGCCAUCUUUGAGAUCCUGACGUCGGAGCACUCGUACCAGCACAGCCUGAGCAUCCUGGUGCGCCACUUCAAGGAGAGCGAGGAGCUCCGCAGCACCAUGACAACCACGGAACACCACCACCUCUUCUCCAACAUCUCCGUCAUCCACGCCGUCAGCAAGAGGUUUUUUGAGGACCUGGAGAAGCGGCACCUCCUCCACCCGGUGAUCCAGGACAUCAGUGACAUCGUGCAGAACCACGCCAGCCAUCACUUUGAGCCGUACAUCGUCUACUGCUCCAACGAGACCUUCCAGCAGAGGACACUACAGAAGCUCCUCUCCAGUAAUGUUGCGUUUAAGGAGGCUCUGAAGCGUAUCGAGUGCAGCCCAGAGUGCGGAUCUCUGCCCAUGAUCUCCUUCCUCAUCCUGCCCAUGCAGAGAGUCACACGACUGCCCCUCCUCUUGGACACUAUCUGCCAGAAGACUCCUGAUCAGACUGCAGAGUACUUUGCUGCCUGCUGGGCACUCAAGGCCAUCAGUAAGGUGGUGAAGAGCUGUAAUGACGGGGCGAGGAAGAUGGAGCGGACGGAGCAGAUGUACAGCAUCCAGAAGCAGAUGGACUUCGGAAAGAUCAAGCCGUUCCCGCUGGUGUCGUCGUCCCGCUGGGUGGUGAAGAGUGGGGAGCUGGCGGUGUGUACGGAGGAGCUCAGUCUGUUCUGGAAGGCCUUCAGCCACCGCAGCUACUUCCUCUUCCUCUUCAACGACGUCCUCAUCAUCACCAAGAAGAAGGGGGAGGAGACGUUUGUGGUGCUGGACUACGCCAGGCUGGAGCAUGUGUGUGUGGACGAGGAGCCGGGCAGCGGCGCCAACCCCCUGCAGCUGCGCGUGGUCAUGGCCCACAACAGCGACGGGCACAAGGAGCAGAUCGGCCUGGUGGCAGAGUCCAAGCUGGAUAAGGCUCGCUGGGUGACUGCUCUCCGGGAGCACAGGCGAGCAGAGAGCGACACAAACAGAGAUGAGCUGCCGCAGUAUGAGGCCACUAAGGCCUUCAUGCCGAAGACUCCAGAUGAGAUGGGUCUGCAGCAGGCAGAGGUGGUGAUCGUAGAGCAGCAGGUGGAAGGGUGGUGCCACGGGGAGCGGAUGCGUGAUGCGGAGCGCGGCUGGUUCCCUGCGUCCUGCGCCAGCGAGAUCACCAGCCGCGCCACCAUGGAGUGCAACAUGCGCCGCAUGGAACGCCUACGCAAGGAGACCAUCGUCUAACACACACACACACACACACACACACACUAGUCUUGAUCACCAGCCGCGCCACCAUGGAGUGCAACAUGCGCCGCAUGGAGCGCCUACGCAAGGAGACCAUCGUCUAACACACACACACACACACUAGUCUUGAUCACCAGCCGUGCCACAUCAGUCUGCGCAAGGAGACAAAUGUCUAACGCACACACACAAAAUCAGGAGUAUUGGAGAACAUGCUACCAACAUAUGAGCCAUGGAUCACAUCCCCACACUCACACACACCUCUACCAACCAGUAGACUGCAGUCUCUGCUCCACAUCUGAAGGACAGGCGCGAAGACACGCCAUUGGCUGUACAGAACUAGAGGGCGGCACAGUGUCCAGACUUCCAAACAUCAUGAGACUUUUGGUCGCAUCCAUAAACCUCUUCACUCCUGUGUUCGUACUUGUGCUUAAAUACUUGACAUUUAUUAACACUUAACUGGUGACUGUUCUAAAAAUGUGUUUAGAUGUUUUCUGUUAGAAUGCAUGUAUGAUUUUUUCUGUACCUCUUCAUGUAUGUAUGAAUUUUUCAAGUCACUUGCCACCUUACUACCAGUCUUUUCAGCGUUGUUGGGUGACCAGUGAUUCAUGAAUGAAAUGAAAAGAGUCCAGACAAAUGUAAAGU
Sardina pilchardus (European sardine) is the source of this 3482-nucleotide messenger RNA. It is a transcript of the gene arhgef16, whose product is annotated as Rho guanine nucleotide exchange factor (GEF) 16. Gene Ontology annotation, molecular function: protein binding; guanyl-nucleotide exchange factor activity. Bases 777 to 2837 code for a protein of 686 amino acids. NCBI's taxonomy places the organism in Eukaryota, Metazoa, Chordata, Actinopteri, Clupeiformes, Clupeidae. The record is from RefSeq and is a predicted model, not a curated record. The transcript is spliced from 15 exons. Gene Ontology annotation, biological process: activation of GTPase activity.